This is a messenger RNA of Aphanomyces astaci, 1284 nucleotides long. RefSeq lists its product as hypothetical. Gene Ontology annotation, molecular function: protein binding. The transcript has 3 exons. Bases 1 to 1284 code for a protein of 427 amino acids. Lineage: Eukaryota; Oomycota; Saprolegniomycetes; Saprolegniales; Verrucalvaceae. The record is from RefSeq and is a predicted model, not a curated record.
AUGGAUACCCCACAUGCUGCGGUGGGCUGGGUCGAGUCUCUGACCAAGCAGCCGCCGCCGUCGCCCGACGCAUCGCUAUGUACGUACCUCCGCGACGGACGAGUCCUGUGCAUGCUGGCGAAUGCGCUGAGUGAAACCAACGAGGUGCGCGUCCGACCUCGUGACCGGUUCCGCACGUACCACGCCCUCGAGAGUGUGUCGUUGUUCCUGCGGUGGGCGCGGGAUCGUGCGUUGAUAGACGACAACGCCAUGUUCACGUCUGCACAGCUCAUCGACGAGCAGGACGAAGUCGCGGUGUUGGCGUGUCUGCAGGCGCUGGAAACCAAAUUCAAACCCAAAUCGAAUCGUGCGUUGCCAAACAAACACGGCGAGGUCAGCAAGCACGAGUCGAGUGUCAAGACCACCAGUACCAGUACCACCACCACAACGACCACCACCAGUACAAGUACCGCGUCAGUCGUACCUACAGCGAUCGACCCCGUCAUGGCGACUCUACCCACAGCAUCAAAGACGACAUCUACCACGUCACCCCCUCAAGUAACCAAAGCGACCUUGGUUCCACCGACUCCACCAUCACCGCCAUCACCGCCGCCGCUAUCGUCGUCUCCUCAUGUGAAGCGAUCACCAGUACCACUUCGAACCGCCUCAUCCGCUAAGCCGAGCAGCCAGCCGACACCAAAAGUUGCCAUGAAGACGCCCACCACCACCACCAUCACACCACCAUCAGCAUCAUCUCCCGGAACCCCAUCAUCCACGAAAGCUUCAUCCGUGGCCAAAUCCAAGUCCAAACUCACUUCGUUCCUUGCGAUCCCUAACGCACCCGCUACCGUCCUCAAAGCUCCUCAACCGCCGACGAAUCGCCAUGUGACACCGAACCACACGCUGUCUCAGGGGGUUUCCCUUGCGGAUAGUCUCACGGAAAAGGUCGAGGCUACCACCUCUCCUAAAUCUCGAUUGAACCCCUCAAGCCCCGUAACCUCUGCACCAGGGGUAGCCACCACCACCACCCAGAAACCAUCAGCAGUAGCAUCGCAAUCCCCGUCAAAACUCGGUCCAUCUGCCCUUCAAAAGAAGGGCCACUUUGCCGGCGGCGGUGGAUUCGCGUUUGCAUUUGCCGCCGACACCAAAUCUGUCGUCAUGCUCGUGCACAACCAACUCAUGUGGCCCCACAUGGCACUUGAGUCGGUGAAUAACGUCCGGAUAAACAGCGGACGGAUGUCGUUAACGGAGUGGCAACUAGCGUUUCAAGCGUUGUCCCCGCCUAUGGACCCUCUCAAGGAGUAA